AUGGCUCGCGUUGCUGCCGGCAUGAGAUCGAGAGAUUGGCCGCCAAUCGGCCCUGCUGGGCCCCGCCUGGAUAUCCCCCGACCUUUUCAAGGUUCCCCUUCUUCAUCUGCAAGCCUUGAGGUUGUCCCUCCAUCCUCCGCCACAGUGGUACGAUCGUGCAACUUCGUCCCCUGUACCGUCACCAUGGAUGUCAAAUCGUUCCAACAAGCACGUGGGACGCCGCCUCCCGAGGAGCGUCGUCCCCUUCUGGGUCCCGAUGAUGAGGUCGUACAGUAUGAAGUGGACGAUGACAUAAAGGGUAGGUCCCGACAGCCAGCAUCACGAUGGGUACCAACCUGGGCCAAGUCAAUCUUCAUCACCGCCAUCCUCCUGAUUAUGAGUGUCCUGCUGGUCCUGGCCCUUCUCUUUCUGGGCAUAGGAAUCUCUGGCCUCCCUCAUGGCUCCUCCGGGAAGCCGUCGGCUCCACACGCUCCUAUCAAAAAUGUGGUCGUUCUAGUCCAAGAGAAUCUCUCAUUUGACACCUACGCGGGAGGCCUGACCUACAACUCUACAAUUGACGGCCUCGUGAACAGAAAAUAUUGCAACCCUUCUGACAUAGAAGACCAUAAAUCGUACCAAGUCUGUGCCAAACCCACCGCCAAGAAUGUUGCCCCCGAUGAUCCCGACCAUUCCAUCGCAGGGGGUUCCAUGCAGGUCUAUAGCACCUACCAUCCCGAUAAUAUGAGUGCUGCUUCUAUGCAAGGAUUCGUGACCGAACAGGUCCGCUCGUACGGCAUCGACCGCGAUCUCUCCCGCGCUGCCGAAGUCAUCAACUACUACACCCCAGACCAUGUCCCUGUCCUCAAUGCUAUGGCUGAGAAUUUCGUGCUCUUUGAUGCCUGGUUUGCUGCAGUUCCAGGUCCGACCAACCCCAACCGCGCCUACUUGACGUCUGGAACUAGCUAUGGCCAUGGACUGAACGACAUCGGCUUCUUGACCUCGGCUCUGCCUCAGGUGUCUAUUUUUGAGCAGCUGUCGAACGCUAACAUCAGCUGGAUCAAUUACUCUAAUACCACUGGAUUCCUCCCGGAUGCCCUCUUCUACAAGUGGACUCUGAGGACCGGCAAGUCUGAGACACAUAUUAAGCCCAUCGACGAGUUCUACCGCGACGCCAAGGCAGGCACCCUUCCCCAAUUCACCUGGAUCAAUCCCGAAUGCUGCAAGUACAUGUCAUUCCAUCCUCCGUCACCCGUCAACAUGGGUGAAGGGUUUAUCAAGAGUAUUUACGAGGCACUUCGGUCCUCGCCGCAGUGGAACGAGACCCUCUUCAUCUUGACCUUCGAUGAGCACGGCGGUUUUGCAGACCACGUUCCCCCUCCCGAGAACGUGCCCCCAGGUGACCAUCGCACUCAUAAAGAGUGGGCUCUGGACGGAAGCAAGAUUGAGUUCAAGUUCGACCGGCUGGGAAUCCGCGUCCCUACGCUGCUGAUGUCUCCCUGGGUUGGCAAGGGUGUCGUACAAAACCGUCCCACAAAUCAGCCAAACGAUUUCACCCAUACUUCGAUCUUGAAGUAUCUUUCAGAACUGUGGGACUUGCCCGUGUUAACGCCAAGAGUCACCUGGUCGCCAAGUUUCGGAAGCUUGAUCACCACUACCUAUCGGGAUGAUACCCCCGAUAAACUUCCUGAGCCUGCUGACUUUUAG
This is a messenger RNA of Aspergillus niger, 1683 nucleotides long. RefSeq lists its product as uncharacterized. The transcript has a single exon. The record is from RefSeq and is a predicted model, not a curated record. Gene Ontology annotation, molecular function: hydrolase activity, acting on ester bonds. Bases 1 to 1683 code for a protein of 560 amino acids. NCBI's taxonomy places the organism in Eukaryota, Fungi, Ascomycota, Eurotiomycetes, Eurotiales, Aspergillaceae. Gene Ontology annotation, biological process: phospholipid catabolic process.